AUGUCUUCUCAUCAUUUCCUCCUGAUCGUCUAUAUACUAGGUACUGCUUCAUUGCAACGCAACAUUUUUGAUCAACACAUUCAUAUUUAUCCAAUCUUUUCAGUUUUUUUUCUGUUCAUGGUCUUUGCUUGUUUGACAUCUUGCAGGAAUCACUAGCUGCAUUUCUAGGGCUUGGAUUGUAAAAAUGCCAAGCAACAUCAGAGGACUGUUGGGUUCCUGCCUCGUCAUCCCCUGCAGCUUUGACUACCAUGAGUACCCACCUCGCAGACCAGAUCGAGUGGUUUGGUAUCAGUAUGUGAGCCAUGGAUAUCCCCUAGUUUAUGACAACUGGUACCCAAAUAAUGUCAUCAAUGUCUUUAAAGGAAAAACAAAAGCAUUUACAUCUACAACUUUCAAGAAAUGCACUCUUCAAAUAUUCCCAGUGACAAAGUCACACCACAUGCAGAGGAUUUACCCCUGGGUAGAUCCAGAGAAUGUCGGAAGUAGCACAUAUCGGUUCUUUGAUAGGACUGUAAAAAUUGAAGUAGUGGGUAAGUAAUCAGUUUAAGUUCACAAAGAUACCCCUUAAAAUAAAGCAUGUUUGCUUUAAUGAGUAUUUCUCAAAUUGCUGUUGUGCAGGCAAAGCAGACAAACCAGACAUCGUCAUCUAUGGAAAAAUGAUGGUUGGACAGUUAGUGACAGUGCAGUGCAUUGUUUAUCACACCUGUCCUUCAUAUCCACCCACUCUGAGUCUCAAUAUCCCUCUGCUAAAACAUCGCGUUUCCCAUGAUGUAAUACCUGAUGGCACAUCCAGGACUACUUUGACGACCAAUUUAAAAAUAGAGAGAGACCAGCAGACUGUGGAGUGCUCUGUCCGUCACACUGGGGGCUUGACCGCUGCAGCCUUUCAAACCUUAAAUGCAGAAUGUAAGUAGCAGAUGUACUAAAGUAAAAGCAUUUUUUCCUCCUUUAAUGGCCUUGUGAUUUAAAGGUUGUCAUUUGUGUCUCAGGCUCCUUUUUAUCCCUGACUAUCCGGUCUACGUCAAAUGAAUUUAAUGAGGGACAGGCGACAAGGGUAACCUGCACAGCCUCAUACACGUGCCCAAAACAAAAUCCAACUCUCACCUGGAACUACGCAAACAUGCCGGCUUCUACGGUUACCAGCAGCAGUGGAAGUGCUCAAUGGAUAACUGUGUCUACACUGAGUUUCACAGCAUCACCCAGCGACCAGGGGAGAUCCCUUACAUGUUAUGCAAGAUUCAGUGGUGGACAACGGCAGGAAAGCAUUACUCUGAAUGUAAAGAGUGAGUAAAAAUAAGAGAAAAAACACAUUUUUUUUCCUUUGGCUUAUUAAGCAACAACAUAGCAGAUUUGUCUUGCAAGUUUUAAAGAAUUUAGACUGAGAUUUUGUCAUGGAAAGAUUCCUGCAUGGAAAGAUCUGGUUUAUUAUCAUCAAAUUAUGACAAAGAGCUGUAUUUGCAUAUGUACAAAACUUGUAAAUUGCUUGAAUUGUCAGUGUUCGCUGCAUGCAACAGUGCAGUCAGCUGAAAUUUACACCCUGACCCCACCCAGACUUUUUUUGGCCUCUUGGUAAAAUUUUCUGCCCGGACUUACAAGAUCACAAAGUCACACAAGGUCUCCACAAUAUCUCCCAGUAACGUUGAUAUUUUUCAGCUCUGGUCCUGUUUCGUGAUUGUGUGUUUGGCUAAUAGGUAAAGUAAUUUCUGUAAGUGCUCCAGUACUGAGGAAGUUCCAGGUGAGGGCGAAUGGCAGCUGCAAAAUGAGCUAAGAUGUAGUUUGACUGCAAUCGUUCAUCGUCACUACAAGUGCUUUAAUUUACUACUAAUGAGUUUUGAUUGUUAUUCCAAAUGUAGUCACAAAGUAUUUGAAAUCUAAAGAGUCUCAUAUACAGGAGUCUAUGUGGUGUGUUGUUUUGAAAUUCAGUUGAUUCAGUGGAUGGUUAUGCUAUUCCUUUGUCCAGGUCAAUCUGAUCUCUUAAGUGCAGUUGAUGCGUGCAAGGCUCCUACAAAAAUAGACACAGUACAUAUGUUCAAUGCAGCAGAGCAGGGAGACACUUCUGAGCAGAAUAUGUCGCUGUGUUUCCUGUUGAAACAUGAGCAUCGAAAAGAGUGGGUAAAGGUCAGUGACAGAGUAUGCAGUGCUGAUGGGACAUGAUGCACACACUUCCUGCAGAACUUUGGUGUAAUCUCACACAUCUGAAAAAAUUUCCCAUCAGUGAGUUGGUAAGUGUGAUGACCAUGAGUGUGAACCUGAGAUGGCGACACAUGACAGAAUUAAUAAAAAAAGACUGAAGAAGAAGUGUGUUUUCAAGGCAAGAACAGAGAAGGCGAGACACAGAUGUGAUGAGAUGUUGCAUCAAAAAAAUAAUAAAUCACAUUAUAGAAAAAAAAAACAGAAAUCAAUAAUCAAAGUGAAUCAGAUUAUUUUUCAAGCUAUUCUGAAUUAAUUUUGAACAUUUUAGCAGCUAUAAAUAAACCUCUUGUAAUGGUUUGUGUCAAAUCUGGCACCUCAUGUGGACAAAAAAAAUAACAAAUAGUGUAUCUGACACCUAGCCUGUGGAAGCAGUGAGAAAAAAAUAUUUUGAUGCUGUCAGUCUUUAUGUGAAAGGUUUUGCAAUUCAUUAAGAAGCACCAGGCUUUAUUGUCCUUUGUUUCAUAGCCAGCGUAAAACUGCGUCUUAGAGCUUUCAUAUAAUGAUAUUAAUGAUGGAUCAAAUUAGCAUAUGUAGUAUGACUGAGCUCUCUAGCAGUGAAUAAUAAAUGCUAAGUGAUGUAAUUCUCAUGAAACAGUUUUUUUUUAGCUCAAAAGAGGUUUUUCACCUUCUUCAAGGUCAGUGGUUUGGUUUUGAGGCCCACAUAAGUUUUUUAUUUCUCCCCCCAUGUGUAUAGUUUAACCUUAACACAAGUUAAAGGUCAUAUGCUUUUAUGGGGGUUCACACAAACACUCUAUUUUGAAACUGUUCAAAAGAUUGCAUAUAUAUAUAUGCUUUCACUUGUUCCCUUUUUCACAGGAAGCAUGCUCUCUCGUGGUUGGUCCUUCACUACUCCUGGUAGCAUCACAGGCACGAAGGGUUCGUGUAUCAUCAUUCCUUGCAGAUUCACCUACAGUUCCCGCCAACCUGAUGGCCUCGGAGUUAUCUGGUACUUGUUGGUGCCGUUUGACCAAAGACAAGGUGCUGUCAGUGAGUUCAAAGGGAGAACCAGCUUGAUUGGAUCUGUGAAGGAUGGGAAUUGUAGUCUAAAGAUUGAGCAGCUGGAGAUGUCACACAACCAGAGGAGACUCUUUCCGUGGGUGGAUGUAAACCCGAUUACCUCUUAUAACACCCAGGGGUUCUCAUUUAAUGACAAAAUCUCUCAAAUUGUUGUUUUGGGUGAGUACAUUUUGCCAUUCAGAAGUCAGUUCAAUCAAAAGCAAACAAAUUAUUUUUUAAGUGGCCUGCUUUGAUUUGUAGAGCAUGCAGAGAAACCGCAGAUGAACCUAAUUGGGAUCCCUCGGGUGGGGGAGCAGAGCAGAGUGUCCUGCAGUGUUCAUCAUGCAUGCAUCUCAGCCGUGCCCUCACUUACUCUAAAUGGUGUACCUGGAGAAGAUGUACUGACAGACACUCUGGUGUCUGAUAGUGUUUGGGAGAGGAAACUGGAGAGAACUUGGACCGUGAAAGAAACAGACCAGAGUGUGACGUGUACUGUUAGCCACCGUGGUGGUCAGAGAGCAACAAAUGAACUCAGACUGAAUGUUGAAUGUGAGUAUGAUUCAUUGACUGUAUAUAAAGAUAAGCAAUACGUCUCUCACUUCUUUCUGUUGAAGAAAAGAGAAGCUAAAAUACCACCUAAUAUAUUCACACCAUAGACUGUAUAUAGAAUGGAUGCUGCCUGCCUCCUUGCUGGGUAAAGCCACUCUGAGAACAGCACCCUCUGGUGACGGCCUGCUGUAUAGAUCAUAAAUCCCGCCUCCGCCAGCAAAGCUUUUGGGGCUGUGGACAAGCUUUAGAAAUUUAUUACACAGAACAUUAAUUUUUCUCUAUGAUGUUGACAUGUAGUUACUGUAAGACUGGUUUGUGCUCAAGUCCUCUUUUUUCUGUGCAGCUCCCCUUUUAAAAGACGUUAUGAGGUUCAAGUUUUCUGUGAGUGACACUUGAUACAGCCUAUGGGUGUAUGAAGAUUGCGUAGAUCACCUGGGAGAUGCGCUGUUUGAGUCGAGCGUCAUCACAGCUUUACUUGGCAACUCUCCCGCCGAAUGCGUACAAUGCUACUGCACAAGUGGUGGUUUCAGGAAAUUGAGAAAAAACACGGAAAUACCAAAAGCUGUCGGCCUCAAAUCCAUAUACUGGUGGAAGGCGGAACCAAGUUGUCCAUAGUAUAUACAGUCUUUGAUUCAGACAGACAAAGUACACAUUUGGAGCAAGACUAUGCACAAUGGGGACUGUCAGGUGGAGCAACAACAUCGGCCUGCUGUAUCUUCUGCUCAUCGAACACACAUUUGUUUAGUUUCUUUUUGAAUGUACAAUUUCUUGAUACAUCAGUUUAUUCCAUUGAACAAUAGCUCAUGUGAAUCAACCAGAGCAAUAUAAAACCAAGCUAGUGGUCACUACUAAGGGAAGUGUGAGUGCCACGGGAUAACCUUUGUAACCUAGCAACAGUAAGGGCCAUUGAAUGUUUGAUUUGAAUUAAUGCGCUAUUGACUCUUCAUACAUAAGCCUCGCUAUCAUCUUUCUGGCCAGGUCCAUACAACAAAAUUGCAAUGAUAAAGCGUCCAGGCAAUGUGACGGAGGGCGUAGCAGAGAGUGUCAUCUGUUCUGUUUCCUACAAGUGCGAGAGAAAUACACCAAACAUUGAGUGGAACUACGAAGACAUGCAGAGCUCAAUAAGGACAAAGAAGAUCAGCGAUUCCUACCAAACGGUCUCAAAUCUAACCUUUGUUGGCUCACUGAAGGAUGACAAAAGCUCUUUGACCUGCACUGCUCGGUUUCGUACUGGGGAGACUUCAGACUCAGCGACCCUUCACAUAAGAAGUGAGUUCCUACACAUCAUGCACAGUGAUCCUUUAAUGGAAAAGUUCAACACUUUGGCUGUGUCUAAAUUCACAUAUUAGCACAUCAUACAAACUGAACUAAAUAUAUCCAACCACAUUUAUAAUAUGUAUAUACAUAUAUAUAUAUAUAUAUAUAUAUAUAUAUAUAUAUAUAUAUAUAUAUAUAUAUAUAUAUAUAUAUAUAUUAUAUAUAUAUAUAUAUAUAUAUACAGUACAGGCCAAAAGUUUGAACACACCUUCUCAUUCAAUGCAUUUUCUUUAAUCUCAUUACUAUUUAAAUUGUAGAUUCUCAGUGAAGGCAUCAAAACUAUGAAUGAACACAUGUGGAAUCAUGUGCUUAAGAAAAAAGUGUGAAAUAACUGAAAACACAUUUUAUAUUUUAGAUUCCUCAAAGUAGCCACCCUUUGCUUUUUGAUAGCGCUGCAAACUUUUGCUGUUCUCUCAAUGAGCUUCAUGAGGUAGUCACCUGAAAUGGUUUUUACUUCACAGGUGUGCUUUGUCAGGGUUACGUACUUCUGUCAUCAAGAGCAAAGGGUGGCUAUUUUAAAGAAACUAGAGUAUAAAACAUGUUUUCAGUUAUUUCACACUUUUUUACGAGUACAAAAUUCCACGUGUUCAUUCAUAGUUUUGAUACCUUCACUGAGAAUCUACAAUGUAAAUAGUCAUGUAAAAAUAAAGAAAAGACACUGAAUGAGAAGGUGUGUCCAAACUUUUGGCCUGUACUGUACAUAUUAUGUAUCCAUCUACAAUACCCAUGUAAGCACUUAGAACACAUACACAAAAAAAGCACCAAUUGAAAACAUACUAAAUUCCCAAUAUAACACUUCUCUUUGUAUAAGUAGUAAUGAUAUUUUGCAAUUGUGGACAGGCUGUAAGUUUUCUUGGGGUGACUUCCUCUUUUGCAAGGAAGCCACAGCAAUUAGAAAGUUUCUAGGUUAGCAUAAAAACUAAAAACAAUAGAAAAGCUUCUCAUCUAAAGGUAUCAAAAUCUGCUUUCUAUCACUUCUACUGGAUUCUGAUUAAGUUCUAAAUAGCUUUUUAGCAGCUUUACAUAAUUUACAUAAUUUACUUCCUUCCUCAUUCAUUUCAGACCCUGUCCCUUUGAGCCCCAGGUUUGAGAGUGGUAUUGAUCUUCUUCUAUAGCUCCACCUGGAGAAAAAUAUAGAUAUUCUUGAGAAAAAUAAACAUUUUGUUUUUUAAACAAAACUGCUCUUCUCCUUAUUUGUUCUAUUUUUACUGAAGCUUUAUUACCUUGUUAAAAAAAGUGCUGCAUCAAUAAGGAAUAACAACAAUGUCCCAUUUGCUGCUAUUUAUUUUUCAGAAUAUGAGAGACCAAUAGAAGAAAUGGAUCCCGAUCAAGAUGGCUGUGGGUUUGCCUCUUAAUUUAACCUUGUAUUUUAUCUAUGAAGGUUUCUACCAGCAUUAAUGCAUUGUGGUUUCUCUCUUUCCAGCAUUUCACAUUCUGGAUGCCGACGUCCCUUUCAGAUUCAACGCUCUGACCCGCUCCUGUGUAGUGAUUCCCUGCAGCUUCCAGUACCACGGCGAUGUGCCUCUCACACGAGGCAUCUGGUUGAAAAGAAAAGGGGGUGUUGUGUUCCAUAAUGGCCGCAGCCAUGUGCUUGACCAUUUCAAGGACCGCACCAGAAUGAUAGGAGAUCUGAGUGAGGGAAACUGCUCUUUGGAGAUUGAUGACAUCAAGCCCUUUGACAACGGGCCCUUUUGUUUUUUUGCAGAGAAAGGAGAAGAAAAAUACAAAUUCAACAACAGCUGUGUAUUUAUUGUCAUGAAAGGUCUGUAAUCUUUUCUUAUUUUCAGGUUACUCCACAUUGCCGUUUCAUUUUCUGUCUGUAAACAAGGGUUUUUGAUUCUUUGUGUUUUACACUCACAGCUUCCCCAGAAAAACCUGCCAUGACCUCGGUUCCAGCAGAGGUCAGUGCCGGCUCGGUGAUUACUGUCUCCUGUUCUGUGACGCAUACAUGCUCAUCACAUCCUCCAAAGUUCUCGUGGAGUGUGCCAAACAUCACUAGUGAAGUCACACACACUGAGAAACAGCGGGGCAUCUGGGAGACAACCUCUACUAUCACUUUCAUGGCUACAGGAGGAGACGGGGUCAAAAGCUUAACCUGUACUGCCACCUCCUGGCGUAACAAGCAACAGGCCACUACAGCAGAGCUGACUGUGAAAGGUAACAGUGCAAAAUUGUAUUUUACCUUUUUCAGCCCAUGACCUGCAACGGCAUCAUAAUGAGAUGUUUAAUUUUCCCAGAUCAAUAUGUACAACUCUCAAAUAUUAUCACUAGGGUCACUGAUGUACCAGAUCCAGAGCUCUCUGCCUGUAACAAUUCCAGUCUCAAUUUUGGUUGUUGUGGCUGCAGCACUUGGAGUUGUCAUCUACAGGAGAAGGUAGAAUGAAUAUAAGUCCAUUCAGUCAAUGCCAUAGGUGCUAUGUCUCAAUAAUAAUAAUAAUGAUGAUCAUAAUAAUAAUAACAACAGGUGAUCGCACUCAUUUAAUUUUUUUUUUCUAACUUACAGGAAGCGCUCUGAUGACUCACUGAAACCACCACCUCGACCAGAGAAAAGGUUAUUGUUGACUCUGGAUUUCAGACUGUUUCCAGUGAUAUGUAAAUCUCUGUCUUUGAACUAAUCUAUUUAUCUAUUUUCUUACAGGAGAUCAUUAUUUGAUAGGUUAUCCAGGUGAGCUUUUUUAAAAGUGGCCUCAAGACCAGAGCCAGGUUGCUCAGAGGGAUUUAUGUGGGCAACAGUGAUCUGGAUUUGCAAACCAUUUUUACCAAGAUUAGGUUAUCCACCCAAGACUUGUACCAGUUUUUCAAAGGGAUCUGGAUACAAUCAACUAUUAAGAAGCUGAUUCCUUAAAACUAUGAAAUCUGAAAUAUUAGUGAUCCAGAUGAGGCUUCAUGCUACAUGUUGGAUACUACAAAGUUGGAUUUACUGAUUCAAUAUGAUAUCUUCUUUUAUGAAACAAUCUGUUUUGGAGUUCUGGUUCAGUCUCAUCGCUGUAGUUUGAAACUCUGGUGAAAAUGGGCCCAGUUUCUUGUGUCUCUUCAAACGAGAAUAAAAAACAACAGCUCUUAGUCUGUGAAUGGCUUGUUCAUCUUGUCUUACAAGAAAUUCUUUUACCUGAAAUCUGCAGGAGACACUAUGGGGACAGAGAGAAACCACCAAGACCAGAGAAACGGUGGGUGAGCUGUCUGCUAUUUCAUGUCAUGUACAAAUUCAUAGAUUAUACAGACACAUAGUUUACUUUUUGUUUCCCAUACAGGGGGUCCAUUUGGAGUCGAUUUUCCCGGUAGGAACCCAUAAGAGUACACAGUUCUUGACAAUAUCCUGAUGAAGUGCCUCAUGUUUACAUCUGUAAAUAUUUCAGGAAAAAUAUGGAUGACAGAGUUGGGUGGCAAAAUGAGAGAAGCCACAGGUAAAUGUUCUCCAGUGCUGAGUCAGAUUUGACCACUCACACUCUUGCUGUUUCAGUUUCUGUUGAAAAAUUUACUUCUAAUUUAUUCUAACUUAACAGGAGGUCGUUUUGGGGCAGAUUUUCAAGGUAACAUAUUUAGUUUUGUGUAACAUACAGACAGAAAGGGAAAUAAACCUGGUUAAUUUUAGGAAAUAUCACAUGACAACAUACUUAUUACCCUUGCAGACAACAACAGGACACUUCAAACCUCACUGUUGGGUUUUCGUAAGUAUCAAUAAUCAGUUAUCAAGUAUCAAUACUAACACACUCCUGAUGGAAAACGGACUGAUGCUCUGACCCCCCCUUUAGGAACAACAAAGCCAAUAUAAACUAUAACACUCCAGUCUCCAAGCAGCGCUUUCCAUCUCCAAAGAAGUGAGUUUUACUUACUUGGCUUCUUUCAAAUGACUUACGAUUGUGUUUCAUCAGUUUUUCAUGACAUUAUUGCUUUCUCAUGUCUCUAACUUGUGAUCUAGUGACCGGAGAACUCCCACCUCUGUAAUCUACGAAGUUGACUAUCAGAAUUAA
Xyrichtys novacula (pearly razorfish) is the source of this 9026-nucleotide messenger RNA. The record is from the annotation of a GenBank genome assembly. Lineage: Eukaryota; Metazoa; Chordata; Actinopteri; Labriformes; Labridae.